AUGCCUUCCUCGGGCAAUAGCCGAAACCACUAUGCUGGCCUUGCCGGGCUCAUGGGUCCCAACUUUGACCAAGGCUUCGGUAUCUUCAAGAGGUUCUCGCAACUGAACGCACGCAACCUCUUAUACAUGCAAGCAGAGCUACUAGGAUUGCAACAUGAGUUGAACAUACUGACAGGCCGCGACAACGCCGGCUUAAACAUCACUUUCGCGAGUAAUGUAUGGGACAUGCGAAGCGCGGACAGUAGCGAGCAAUGGACUAAGAUUCUCGAGAUUCGUCAGAAACUACGAGAGUACAAUGAUUGUCUGAUCCAGCAGACCCGAAUAGCGAAGAUGGAUAAGACAAACAAGUACGAUCUUGAGUUACUGAUCUUCUGGCUGGACCACAAAGAUGGCGGCGACAUGUUCCUGACAGGGUUGGAAGGUCAAGUUUGGGAUGAGGAAUACCUCUCAGAUUUAAUCUCCAUAUCGAGUCGCGCUUCCACGGAUGGUUUCCAGAGAUGGUUCCAGGAGCGAUUACUACCACGGCUUCACCACAGCCUGCUAGACCUCUGGAGAGAACCCAUGCCUGGUGCCGAAGGUACCGGUAUCUCACGGACCAAUGGUAGGCUACUCACUGGUAUGAGCCGCACAGUCAACAUCACGCUGUCAUCUCUGAUCCCUUCGGUUGCCGUCUUGGCAUUAUACUUCAUUGACAGGCUUCCAUACCGCUUGUUAGCGAUCACAGGAUUCUCUUUCACUUUCUCGCUUGUACUCGCCGUCUUCACUACCGCUCGGCCUAUCGAGAUAUUCACCGCUACUGCAGCAUUCGCCUCCGUGCAGGUUGUCUUUGUCGGUGGUACCACAGGCGGGGAAGGGGUUGCGCAGUGCUCGUGUACGCCUUAG
Messenger RNA from Didymella exigua CBS 183.55, 882 nucleotides. RefSeq lists its product as uncharacterized. NCBI's taxonomy places the organism in Eukaryota, Fungi, Ascomycota, Dothideomycetes, Pleosporales, Didymellaceae. Bases 1 to 882 code for a protein of 293 amino acids. The record is from RefSeq and is a predicted model, not a curated record. The transcript is spliced from 4 exons.